Pungitius pungitius (ninespine stickleback) is the source of this 2998-nucleotide messenger RNA. RefSeq names its product proteasome activator complex subunit 3-like. Gene Ontology annotation, cellular component: proteasome activator complex; cytoplasm; nucleoplasm. Gene Ontology annotation, molecular function: endopeptidase activator activity. The record is from RefSeq and is a predicted model, not a curated record. Gene Ontology annotation, biological process: regulation of G1/S transition of mitotic cell cycle; regulation of proteasomal protein catabolic process; positive regulation of endopeptidase activity. Lineage: Eukaryota; Metazoa; Chordata; Actinopteri; Perciformes; Gasterosteidae. The transcript is spliced from 10 exons. The coding region runs from base 128 to 898 and encodes 256 amino acids.
GUCGCUCUAUGAUUGCGUCAUCAGCUUGCGGAAACGGUGCAUCGGCGGUUCCGUGCAUGCUUGCUGCAGCGACAGUGAAAAGGUUUUGCUUGGAUACCAGAGCGGGUUUUAACGUUUUUUCAUCACUAUGUCGUCUCUCCUGAAGGUCGACCGCGACCUGAAGAACAGGGUGGAAACAUUCCGGGAGCAGAUUAGCAGUGAGGCCGAGCACCUGGUCGCCAGCUUUUUUCCUAAAAAGCUCCUGGAGUUGGAUCAAUUUCUCAAGGAGCCUAUUCUCAACGUGAAAGACCUGAAAGAGAUUCAUUCAGAGAUUAAGUUCACAGUCCCAGAGCCGAUUCUCUUCACCAACAGCCACGAUGCCGUGGACGUGAAUUCCAAGAAGAGAAAACUAGAAGACGGAGUUGCGGAUGAGAGCUGGCAAGGUGGAACCAAAACCCUGACGGUGCCAGAGGGAAUGUUGAAAUGCAACACCAAGCUGGUGGACCUGAUUGAACUAGUCAAACCUGAGAUAAGGACAUUGAUUGAGAAGUGUAACACAGUGAAGAUGUGGGUCCAGCUGCUCAUCCCCAGAAUAGAAGAUGGAAAUAACUUUGGAGUCUCCAUACAGGAAGAGACGGUGGCAGAACUGAGGACGGUGGAGUCCGAGGCCGCAUCCUACUUGGACCAGAUCUCCAGAUAUUACAUCACGAGAGCCAAGCUCGUCUCCAAAAUUGUCAAGUACCCUCACGUGGAGGACUACAGGAGGACCAUAACAGAGAUUGAUGAAAAGGAGUACAUCAGUUUGAAAAUCAUUGUUUCAGAGCUCAGGAAUCAAUAUGUGAUUCUCCAUGACAUGAUCCUGAAGAACAUUGAGAAGAUCAAGAAACCCAGGAACAGCAACGCUGAAGCUCUUUACUGACAACUCCUACAAUACACGCACGCACGCACACACACACAUAAACGCACACACAUAUGCAUGUGUGUGCAACAUCUGAGCUCAGUCAAACAAUACUGACCAAUGUUUUGAAGUACCUGAUGGUUUUGGGGUUUUACAACCUUAAAACGAUUCAUGACGUGUCAAAUACGAUGCUGUGUGUAGACUGAUGGUGUGCUGAUAUUCAGUAUUGAAAAGUUUAAAUAAAACGGUGCUCACUAUUUAGUAUGUGAAACCGUAGUGAGCUGUAAACAUGAUCCAAUUUAAAGGAGGCCAUAAGAAUGCAUGAGCAGGUCACAUACACGUUCACACAUCUCCAUUUCUCUCUAUUUUCGUCCUCAACAGUAAUCAACGUGCUUUCCAAUAGUCAACCUUUACUUUGGCCCUUCCACUCGCUCUGGAGUCUGGCCAGGGACUAUAACCCUGUCACAACUCCCACCGGAGGAUCUGUAGGUCCCUUCGUGGGAUUCAUCAUCUGUUUUUUAAAUGUUUUUUUAAAUCCUUUUGGCUCCAUGUCCCAAAGCCUCUACUCUGAUAGGAUGCAGAGCGCCUCCCUCCAGGCUUCAGAUAACAGCUGUAGUUCUGUAGCUUUAGUGUUGUAGUUAUUCUGACUUGCAGAAAUUUGACUGUACAGUUUAUAAAGACAUAAUGGAGGACUCGCGCUUCUUCAUUUCUCCCCCUGUCCACUCGACUUUGUUUGACCCCCAAGCUUCAGGCUGGCAGAGAGCAGUGUGAGGUGGUGUUCUUCAAUGGGAGUGAAAUGGCUGGACCCAAACUCUAUAAUGUGCCUCUAUGCAUCUUUAGCAGGCUUGAAUUGGAAACACAUGUCUUGUCAAAUGGUUUAAUAUUCCCAACUAGAGUCUCUGGUUUCUUCCCGUUUAAUCUAGAGUCUACAGUUUCCACCGGAUCUAUUGUGAUGUAACAAUGUUUUGUAUUUUGUUCACCUCAUGGAAGCCUGGUGCGUUUUAAAGAAACCUUUUGCAACUUGAUUGUGCAAUGAAGAUAACAUGGUGAAGUUUAGGGACUGUCUUUAGUGCAUGCAAAUUGUGAUUUGAGUUUUUAAGCGUACAAAGGGAUAAAGGAACAGACCAGGUAACGGCUGCUGACAUGUCCAAAAGUCUAGUUCAAAGUAAUAGCUUUUGAAAGAAUUGGAAUGCAAAGCACAUAGCCAUCAGUGAAAUGGACAGGCCUCUUGCUUUUAAUUAGAUUAAACUCUCGACAUGUGCAAUCUGGAGCGUCUCUGGUGUCCAGUGUCCCUAUGCAGUAAACGCUGUCUAAAAAGAAAACAGACAACCCGUAUAACACACAAGUGUCUCGUUGCAAUUCAAUGGCCACAGCGGGACAUUUUGAACUGAGCCUGACCACCGAAGCCAUCGCAAAAUAAGCCAUAAAAACACCGUGCGUACAACGCAUGUUGUAAAAAAAGUCAAUGUGAACAGCAAUUGUACAUUAUCACUGAAUAAUGCACACCCCGUGACUCACUCUCAACCAAUCAGAAUGCUGCAUUUCAUCUAGCCGUGUUAAAAUCAGCGAUACACAACGUUUGGUGUCUUAUACUAUUUUGUGCUGAAAGGCAGCUAUUUACUAUUUAUAAUUUCGGUAACCGUAUUAUAAGAGCAAUAAGGUACUCGAGGCAGCGCUUUAUCUUCAAUAAUGUUAGUUUGAGCGUUGUGGCCCUUCGUACCUUAUUGCUUAAAUAAAUAGAGCCUCUAGUAAAAUAAAUAAACCCCUAUGUCUAAUGUAAACACUGUAGUAGUCCUGCUUUUAGCAUCGUACAUGCUUACAGUCACAUCUGUUUCUGUAAAACUGGACCAGCUACUAGAAUUCUAUAAAACCCACAUAAUGCGGUUCGCUCAGAAUAAUGGACGUGGCUACUUUUGUCCUGUAGUUUCAUAUGUGAUGUUUAGGAUGUACCUGUGCCGAGGCAUUACUAGGUAAUGUAACAUAAAAUUCAUUCUUGGUGUUGGAAUCCUAGUGGAGGGUUUAAGAGUGAACUCUCAAGACGUCUCUGUGUCUUUCAUCACGCAUUCGUAUCUUUUUCUGAGACCCAUGCAUUAAACUUCUCGGGCAAUAGCAGCCAUUUCA